Messenger RNA from Trichomonas vaginalis G3, 663 nucleotides. RefSeq names its product protein kinase protein. Bases 1 to 663 code for a protein of 220 amino acids. The record is from RefSeq and is a predicted model, not a curated record. Gene Ontology annotation, biological process: protein phosphorylation. The transcript has a single exon. Gene Ontology annotation, molecular function: protein kinase activity; ATP binding. NCBI's taxonomy places the organism in Eukaryota, Parabasalia, Trichomonadida, Trichomonadidae.
AUGGGUGUUUCGUAUGAUCUAAUGAAGCUCCACGAAAUGGGAUUAAUACACAGAGAUCUGAAAUCGCCCAACAUCCUUCUAGACCAGCGUUUACUUCCUUACAUUUGUGAUUUCGGUAUUGCAAGACAAACAGGAGAUCGAAUGACAAAGGAUAUCGAAAUGGAUUCUCGUCAUUACGAUAAUAAGGUUAAUGUUUAUUCCUACGGUUGUAUUCUCUACGAAAUGCUAGUUCACAAGUAUCCCUAUCAAGAUUGCACGUCAUACAAAGCAGCUGCUAACAUUAUGAGUGGUAAAAGACCUGAAUUACCAAACCAUGAUUCCCAGAUUUGUUCCCUUAUCUCCAAAUGCUGGGCACAGGAUCCAGAGAAAAGGCCCCCAAUGCGUAACAUAUUCAAAGCAUUUUGUAAACUGAAAUUCCAGUUUGAUAAUACACAAGAGAAAGGAAUUCUCGCUUUGAUUAAUAUCAUCUGCAAGAAUGAUUCCAAGUUAGCACCCAAGAUUAAACGAUGGAUGAAUUUAACUAAAGAAUCUAAAACUUCCUCGAAGAAAACAGAUUCGAAGCCAAAAUCAUCACCUCCAAAGGAAACCGAACAACAACCAGAAGUAAAGAAAGACAAGCAUCACCACCAUCAUCACCACGAUAAAGAUAAAGAGAAACAUUAA